UUGUCGUAUUGAGCAGAGCGUGGAGUCGUUUCAUGAUUAGCAUGUAUGAGGGGUUCUUCUAGGAUCUGCUAUGCUAGGCUAGAUAUAAGUUUUACUAUUAAUCAGCUUAUUUCAGGAAGCUCCAAUAUCGAUUACACAGUCACUUUUCUAUUUUGAUCAGUUGACUCAUUGUUUCAGCAAAUAAUAAUGGAUUUCUAAUGGGAUUUUAACUAGUUCUUAGUGCUGCUAUCCUGUAGUGAUUGGAAUCAAUAACCUCUGUCGAAUUAUGUUUCGUCAUGACAAAAUCAAAAUUCGUAAUGGCGGAACAGUUUUGUCACAUGGAUUGGCUACCUAUUAAUAUCAUCGAUGCAUACUCCGUAGACGCAUGGGUUACUGAGACAGGCAAAACCAGCUUCAGUAUGUUUUAGGAAAAAAGUUGCUGCGAUUCCGAACAAUAGUAGAAAUAAAUUGGUAUUCCAUGUCACUUCCAAACUUUUUCAACUAUGCCAGGACAUCCAGGAGAAAUUAUUUACCGCCCGUAAACACUCGUCGACAACGGUGUGCUAGGUGCCGCGUUCUCACAGUGAAUGCGUAAAUUCCUGCUACAUGUUCCCGUGAUCGUGUAGCAAGGAUACAACCGAUGUUCUCCCCUACCGAGCGAUGGACUUGGAUUUAGUUCUUCCAUAUGCAUACAUAUACAGCGGACCCAUUGGUUACCCAUGGUUACAGGAAUAACAACUAACUUCAGCUGAUUGGACUGAGAAUGGUGUGGGAUGGUUUGUUGAUUUCGUUGGCAUAUCCUUUAUCGAGGUAGAACAUGCAACGGGCUGUGGAAGACCAUUUUCGGCAUGAGACGGUGUUAGACGUAAUCAUGCUGCGUGUGCACGUGGGUACUGUCUACGUAGAAGUAUAUUUCAUAACACUGUCUUUUACCGGCAAAUCGAACAGUUGUUGUAAAUUUGUUAAAGAUAUACUGUCAAUCUCUGGUGAAUUGUUAGUAAUGGAAAAUUUUGAUAAUAGAAUAAUCUGAAAUUUCGGCUCUGAUAACAACCGUUAACGAAUAUUUUAAUUGUUUGUUUGUUGUUAGUAAUGUUGACUUAACAUUAAUGAUUAAUCGUGUAUCUCAGUGUGAGUGAAUGACUAGUUGGAUUCCGUUUUCCAAAGGUUUUUUUGUCCAAUCACGCCAUUAUAUAUUUGCGGUUUGUAUGUGAACUGAUUUGUUGAACAGUUGAACGCACCGGAAAUUAGUCAUACCGGAUAUAUGAUGGAUCUAAAACUAAUAGCUAAUGGAUGUCUCCGUAUACGCACCAACAUGUGAUUUGCUUUCGGCAUUGUCGGAAAAAUGUGUUCGUUUUCAGCGUUCCGAUUCGAUGUCCGUUAUGCAAUCAGAUUUUGGAACACUGUAAAGACAUACUACCGUUUGCUUUACCUCAUCCCUUUGUGAAUGCCACUCAAACUCCCUGCUCUGUAGUUCUCCGUCCGUCCAGAGGAGAUUUUUUGCGGGAUUUUCAGAACAGUAUAAACCUUCACAUUGCGCUUACGGAUUCGAAAGGGUCAAUUGUGGAGUUUGAUGCUUCAGGACUAAUAUGUACAAAAGCCAAGCAAGUCGACAAAAGUCUUUGGGGACAAUGCUUGGUGGUUGCAGACGUUCCAGACUCUUGGUUUUAUCACUGGGAUUGUACGUUGCUAAGGAUGAUAACUGAACAAGGCUGGAACGAAAGGAUCUACGAUGCAGAUGACGUGAAUUGCUAUAAUUUUGUACUAAAGUUUUUGCAAUUAUUAAAAUAUAUGCCAUAUAUGGCAUUUGCUGAGAAUACGGAGACGUUCACAAAGGAGCUUGUAGUACCCAAAACAACUCAUGCUGGAAAAUACAUUACAAUAUAUCGAAACAUAAACGAAUUCGGCUACUGGGCGGAACCAAACAGCUGAAUAAAUGAA
Molecule: messenger RNA, 1917 nt
Organism: Malaya genurostris
Lineage: Eukaryota; Metazoa; Arthropoda; Insecta; Diptera; Culicidae
Product: MKRN2 opposite strand protein
Exons: 5
Coding region: 1270-1908 (212 amino acids)
Source: RefSeq, a predicted model, not a curated record